AUGCCGCCCCAAAAACGCGUUCGCGAAAAGGCAGUAGCAGCUGAAGAUUCAGGGGAGAGGAAGCAGCAACCAUCCUUCAAACCUGGGCUCCGCGAUCGUCCUGCGCCCGAUGCUACUAUCGCCGCUACGGCCACUCCGGUCCCGUCUAAGGAUUAUCAGCACGGGAAGAAGGAAGUAGGAAACCUCGGAUCUCCCGUCUCCAAAGCGAAAAAGAGACUCAAGACCACCACGGUUGUCGCAGCUUCGACCAUCCAUGAUACGAACGACCAACCGUCCCGCUCAUAUUGGCUAAUGAAAGCUGAGCCAGGGACCAGAGUGGAGAAGGGAAAAGACGUCAAGUUUUCCAUUGACGAUCUCAGGGCAUGUAAGAAGCCUGCGGGCUGGGAUGGCGUCAGGAAUUACGGCGCCCGCAACAACCUGAAAUCCAUGAAAAAGGGGGAUUUGGCAUUCUUUUACCACAGCAACUGCAGAGAACCAGGAAUAGUAGGAAUCAUGGAGAUAGUGCAAGAAGCUACUAUAGACGAAACCGCGUUCAACCCUGAAGAACCCUAUUACGAUCCGAAAUCUUCGAGGGAUAAUCCGAAGUGGUUCCUGGUGCACGUAGAAUUUCGCCGGAAACUAGAAAGACUGGUGGGACUGGCGGAGCUGAAGAGGUACGCGAGCAAGGAGCUUUCGGUCCUCCCGCUGCUGAAGAUGGGGAGGUUGAGUGUGUCUGCAGUGCCCGUGGAAUGCUGGGAGUUUAUCCUUUCCUUGGAGAAGAUGGAAGAGGAUGGGAGUUGA
Tuber melanosporum (Perigord truffle) is the source of this 780-nucleotide messenger RNA. RefSeq lists its product as uncharacterized. NCBI's taxonomy places the organism in Eukaryota, Fungi, Ascomycota, Pezizomycetes, Pezizales, Tuberaceae. The coding region runs from base 1 to 780 and encodes 259 amino acids. The record is from RefSeq and is a predicted model, not a curated record. Gene Ontology annotation, cellular component: nucleus. The transcript has 4 exons.